AACGCGCGCGAGCGGGACCGCACCAACAGCGUGAACACGGCCUUCACGGCGCUGCGCACGCUCAUCCCCACCGAGCCGGCCGACCGCAAGCUCUCCAAGAUCGAGACGCUGCGCCUGGCCUCCAGCUACAUCUCGCACCUGGGCAACGUGCUGCUGGUGGGCGAGGCCUGCGGCGACGGGCAGCCGUGCCACUCGGGGCCCGCCUUCUACCACCCCGCGCGCGCAGGCAGCCCCCCGCCGCCGCCGCCGCCGCCGCGGGACAGCGAGAACGCGCAGCCCAAGCAGAUCUGCACCUUCUGCCUGAGCAACCAGAGGAAGCUGAGCAAGGACCGGGACAGAAAGAUGGCGAUUCGUAGCUAG
Molecule: messenger RNA, 360 nt
Organism: Orycteropus afer afer
Lineage: Eukaryota; Metazoa; Chordata; Mammalia; Tubulidentata; Orycteropodidae
Source: RefSeq, a predicted model, not a curated record